AUGUUCCGAGCGGCGCUGUUUUCCCUCGUUGCUCUUAAUACCAUCGCCGCCGUUGUAGGAGGUUCCGUUCUCGAUGCUUACCCAGAACUCCGAAACCUCACCCUGGAUGAUAAGUUUGACUACAGUUGGAAAGCAAUAGAUCAGUGGAGAUGCCCAUGGUUUUUAAAAUCCCGCCUCAACACCAGUCUAUCCGUCUUCAAGGCCGGAAACUGCAGCUACAAGCCCGUUACAGUCAGCGCCAAUGGACCAGCACAGGAUUGCUGCCACAUUUACGACAAUCCAGGAGGACCAACCUGCAGUUAUCAAAGAGAUAUUAGCUACACGACGACGAGAUCUACAAUGCACGGAUGGAAAAUUGGAGUGUCGGCCAAGUUUGGGGAUUCGAAAAGCAAUCGGGCGGGGUCCAUUACAGAGACCUCAGCAAAGACAGAUGGCGUGUCGAUGGGUUGGAACAAUCUUGAUCCAGGUUAUACCUACGUGCCGACUAUAUCGUAUUUGCAGGUCAGUUGCACGGGCAUUGUUUAUGAAGAUGAACCCCAGAUUUGGAGAAGGAAGGGAAGAGGAUAUCUCGAGAAUUACGAUCUCGAUCCGCCGUCUGAUAACUGGCCGGAUCAAGAAAUGGAGAUACCAAUGCCGCGGGAUUUGCUGUGCGGCAUUAGAAGGCGCUCAAGCUGGCCUGGGUACUAUGACACACGCAUAGAGAACCCUGGCGUGGUUGCAAUACUGAACCUAGUGGGCCAUGAUUUAUGGAAGCCACAGAUGGCCAAUAACUUCAAACACCUCUGGCUUGAUGAAACCAUCGACUUUCCGGUCCUUGGUGGUGAUGGGCACAUUCUGUCGGUCUAUGGCUUGGAUAAGAGAUCCUGCCAAAAGGCAGCUUCUAUGCGCACAGCCGAAGACGGCUAUAUAGAUCUGCCAGAUGGAGCUGACCCUGAGAGCGAAGAGUGA
Messenger RNA from Aspergillus versicolor CBS 583.65, 948 nucleotides. RefSeq lists its product as uncharacterized. The coding region runs from base 1 to 948 and encodes 315 amino acids. The transcript has 2 exons. NCBI's taxonomy places the organism in Eukaryota, Fungi, Ascomycota, Eurotiomycetes, Eurotiales, Aspergillaceae. The record is from RefSeq and is a predicted model, not a curated record.